Messenger RNA from Lagopus leucura (white-tailed ptarmigan), 1084 nucleotides. RefSeq names its product mediator complex subunit 20 (gene MED20). Gene Ontology annotation, biological process: regulation of transcription by RNA polymerase II. Lineage: Eukaryota; Metazoa; Chordata; Aves; Galliformes; Phasianidae. The record is from RefSeq and is a predicted model, not a curated record. The coding region runs from base 36 to 671 and encodes 211 amino acids. Gene Ontology annotation, molecular function: transcription coactivator activity. The transcript has 4 exons. Gene Ontology annotation, cellular component: mediator complex.
GCCGCUUCCGGUGCCGGGCGGGGACGGCCGGAGCGAUGGGGGUCACCUGCGUGACGCAGGUGCCCGUUUUGGAGGGGAAGAGCGUGCAGCAGACGGUGGAGCUGCUGAGCAAGAAGCUGGAGCUGCUGGGCGCCGAGAAGCACGGCGCGUUCGGCGUGGACUGCGAGACGUACCACACGGCCGCCGCCAUCAGCAGCCAAGGGCAGACAGGCAAGCUGAUGUACGUGAUGCACAACUCUGAGUACCCCCUCAGCUGUUUCGCUCUCUUUGAAAACGGGCCCUGCCUCAUCGCAGAUGCCAACUUCGAUACGCUCAUGGUGAAGCUGAAAGGCUUCUUCCAGAACGCCAAGGCAAACAAGAUCGAGAGCCGGGGCACGCGCUACCAGUACUGUGACUUCCUGGUGAAGGUGGGCACCGUUACGAUGGGUCCCAGCGCCCGGGGGAUAUCUGUGGAGGUGGAAUACUGCCCUUGUGUGAUAGCCAACGACUGCUGGAACCUGCUGAUGGAGUUCAUGCAGAGCUUCAUGGGGAGCCACACUCCCGGCAUCCCGUCUGUGUUUGGCACCAAACAUGACAGCAUCUACAGCCCCGCGGACACAAUGGUUCAGUACAUGGAGCUGUUCAACAAGAUCCGCAAGCAGCAGCAGGUGCCUGUAGCAGGAAUCAGGUGAAAGGACUCCCAGAGCUCUGUGCAGAGCGGCUGCAUCCUUUCUGCAGAUCAGGAGUUCCUCCAAGAAGCGGCAGCUGUCAGCCCAAGGUUUUUUUUUCCUUCCAAAUCUCUUUGCACCAUUUGAAAGCAAAGGUUUUGAAUGCCACGAGGAUUUCUUCUUGUCCUCCCCCUCCUUCUUCCUUCUCUGUGUGUCUGUGCUCAGGCCCAUGGCUCUGCUGGUUCUCGGUGCAGUGCUUCAUGCAGGGGGAUUACCAUUUGUUGGCAAAGGAAUCCCAGCCAAACGCAUGCAGAGGGCAGAGUCUCACUGAAUGCAAACAGCUAGGAGAAAGGAUUUUUUUUUUUUUACUGCAAUAUUUGUGUGAAAAUGUCUUGUUAUUUUUUGUCAAAAUAAAAAGCUGUCUUUUUGUGAGAAGA